AUAAGAAGGGACUCUUUAAUUCCUUAGUUGGCCCUUUUUUUCUGUUUCAGUUACACCACCCAUCAACCAUUCAUGGAUCUCUCUUAUCAAAUAAAGUUUUGUUACCCUGACCAACUCAAUUAUGUCCUUUAGUGAGCAUGCAUCCUUUAUAAAAAACCAACUAGCCAUGCACCUCCUUUUGUCAAAAUCCAACGGCAACCCCUUUACAAGAACUUAGUAUUCAAUACCCUUUUGGUGCUUUAAGUCAGCAAAAUGCCUCACCAGGGAAGAUGCAGUGCAAACCCAGUUUUAGUUCUUGCCUGCACCCUUAUUUUGCUCUUAGCUCAAUUUGAGAUCACUCAAGCCGAAACUUUUACGGUUGGUGAAACUUCAGGCUGGAGUUUCAACGUUCAAAGCUGGGCAAAGGGGAAAAAGUUCAAGGCUGGGGAUACUCUUGUGUUCAAUUAUGAUCCAUCUUUGCACAAUGUUGCAGUUGUUGGUGUCGAUGGCUACAAUAAUUGUUCUGCUUCUCCUAGCUCCGAGGUUUACAGCAGUGGAAAUGAUGCAAUCGAACUAUCAAAAGGACGAAACUACUUCAUUUGCAGCAUCCCUGGCCAUUGCGAUGGGGGCUUGAAGAUUGCCGUUGAUGCUUCAUGAGUGCAAAAAAAAAAAAUGUGGCUUUCAUGAAACAUUUCCCAACCUUAAUUACUUCAAAGGGGAUGGUGUGAUCUUGAAUAAAUUGU
Molecule: messenger RNA, 722 nt
Organism: Durio zibethinus
Lineage: Eukaryota; Viridiplantae; Streptophyta; Magnoliopsida; Malvales; Malvaceae
Product: basic blue protein-like
Cellular component (GO): plasma membrane
Molecular function (GO): electron transfer activity
Source: RefSeq, a predicted model, not a curated record